Phymastichus coffea is the source of this 585-nucleotide messenger RNA. RefSeq lists its product as uncharacterized. NCBI's taxonomy places the organism in Eukaryota, Metazoa, Arthropoda, Insecta, Hymenoptera, Eulophidae. The record is from RefSeq and is a predicted model, not a curated record. Bases 1 to 585 code for a protein of 194 amino acids. The transcript has a single exon.
AUGGACAUCGAUACAACGAUUCAUCCAGACCAUUUUAACACGGACGAGAAAACUGUACAUAAAGUAAACAAUAUUGUUCGCGAAAAAAAAAUUAUUAAUAAUUUAGAACAUCUCGAAAAAGAAGCAUCUCGAUUGAGAAAUAUUCGUAAGAAUAACAAAGUUUAUUGUGAAAAUGAAUCUAAACGAUUGAGGAACAAUCGUAAGAACGAUAAAUUAUAUCAUGAAAGAGAUGCUUUGCGAAAGAGGGAAUAUCGUAAAAAAAAUAAAAUAAAUCUUCAGAAUGAAGCUAACAGAUUGAAACAGCUGCGCAGUCGAGAUAAAAACUAUUGUGUAAACGAUAAUUUACGAAAAAAUAAUUACCGACAAAAACUUUCGAAAAAUGAUCAUAAACGAUAUGUUAAAAAUUUUAGUUCUCACAUUAGCGCAGUAAAAAAAAAUAAUAUUGAAUAUGAUGAAACAGAGACUACACAAUCAAAAGAAUUGAAAAUUGAACAUCAUAAUAAAGUAAAAUCUUCAUCGAAUAAUUUGAACGAAAAUUUGAGAAAACGGAAUUACGAAGUCGAAUUCAGUUUAAGAGAAUUAUGA